CCAGCCCCUCAUCCUUCGAGCAAUGCUGUGAUUAUUUCUUCACUUCAUUAACCCCCCUUGAACCCGUUGUCCAAACUAAUAUAUCUUUCCAUCAGCCAAAGACUGUUCUGACAGUAUCCAUCACGACAAAAUGGAACAAGUGCGCACCAGAGUGAUAGAAAAAAUCAGUGACACCUUCAACGCAGUUGCAAAGCAUCAAGCCGCGUGGAUUGAGCCUGAUAUUCAGAAAGAUCUCGGUGUUAUAUGUGAGGAUCUGCACAUCACAACAGCUGGAACUCAUCAGGAUAAGCUCUCGCCAGUCUUCUUUGAUCCUCUCGGAGCGCACAAUGUCCCCUCCCCUCAUCCUACCCAUGAUCUGGGGCAAAAGUUUGUCAAGGAGAUCUUCGACAAUUGGGACAAACCCAGCCCGCAGCCACCAACGGUGACCGAUCAAGUUUAUAAGUUAGUGGACGGGAUACGAGACAUUUUCCGAACCAGCCGUCGCGAUGUUAUGUCAGAGACUGGAAGGUCGUUGCAGCUGCGGACUUACGCAAACCGGAUCGAAUGUGGGAAUAUCACACCGGACCUCAUUGCUGAAGAAUUCGAUGGCCUGUUUUGGGUGUCGCGUGACUCGAUGAUGGAGUACGCUUAUAUAGCUAUGGAUCAAUUCAACAAGCCCCACAUCCUGCUUGCAACUUUUAUGAAGUCUGAGGCAAAUGAUACGCUUUCCAAAUACAAGACUAUGGUCAUGUUGACGGUCAUGUUGACCCGGUUACAAAGUGAUAAUUGUCCCGACCACAGCAUCAUUCCUAUCAUGAUUAUCAGCGUCUUUCCCGGUCUUAAGCUCAGAAUCUUAGAGGCCCACUAUGAUUACAGAGGUCUCGUCGUUCGAAAAUCUGAUUUCCUUAGCUUCGCGAACAAAGAUUCGGCGAUCUCGAGCAUGGAUAUUGUGAUGAGUUUUAUGUGUUCCAAAAUGACCGGGAACACGACUGACAUGAACAUCAUGAUGGAUCUAGUAGCUGAAGUCCCUCUAGCCCUGUCCGAUAACUCGAGUCAGGAGUCUAGAAGCCGAGAGAUGGAAUCGUGGAGUAGGGGAUCUUUGUGGCGAAAUGUCAGUCAUUCUAUCAAGACUUACAUUUCGAAGAUCAAAAAUGCUCUUAACACCUGAUAGGACAGAGCGCUUGUGUGCGGAGGAUGUCUGGCUAGGUAGCACCUAUCGCUUCUGGCUCGUCGCCAACUUCCUGGGUUUAUCUUAGCGCACAUAACUGGGCACAUGAUGCCCAUGAGAUGAGAAAUUGUAUGUAGAAAGAACUGAAUGAGAAGAAUUGAGGUAAUCGCACGGG
Aspergillus piperis CBS 112811 is the source of this 1322-nucleotide messenger RNA. RefSeq lists its product as uncharacterized. The transcript has 4 exons. The record is from RefSeq and is a predicted model, not a curated record. Lineage: Eukaryota; Fungi; Ascomycota; Eurotiomycetes; Eurotiales; Aspergillaceae. The coding region runs from base 131 to 1147 and encodes 338 amino acids.